This is a messenger RNA of Lagopus muta (rock ptarmigan), 2001 nucleotides long. It is a transcript of the gene TMEM100, whose product is annotated as transmembrane protein 100. Gene Ontology annotation, biological process: cellular response to BMP stimulus. The record is from RefSeq and is a predicted model, not a curated record. The transcript is spliced from 4 exons. Bases 828 to 1232 code for a protein of 134 amino acids. Lineage: Eukaryota; Metazoa; Chordata; Aves; Galliformes; Phasianidae.
CAACGCGGCGCAGCACGGCGUGCUAUAGCGCAGCACAGCAUGCUACAGCAUGGCACAGCACGGCGUGCUACAGCACAGCACGGCUUGCUACAGCAUGGCACAGCACGGCGUGCUAUAGCAUGGCACAGGACAGCGUGCUACAGCGCGGCACGGCACAGCUCGGCUCGCAGCGCAGCGCCGGACGCCUCUCGCUGCUCGUCGCGCUCCGGUGCGGCUGCGGCGGAUCCCGGCUCGGCGCGGGGCUGUGUGUGCGGGGACGUCGGGGAGAGGACCGCCACUCGAAGCCUUCGGGGUUCCGCAGGCGGAGCUGCUGCCUUGCCGCGCCGCUUUCCGUGGCAAUAGACGGGAGUCGCGCUGCGUUUGUGGCGUUUUACCGAUGUGUGCGAAAGUUUUGAGACUCGCAAAGUCUGUGUGCGAGAAGGUUCGGCUGCUCCUCCCCGAGCCCCAACCGCGCCUGAAGGACGCUGUGGUCCGGCGGUGAUUUUCCCGACGGACUUGCUCUGUUCAGGCGACUUACCUGGGCUGCAGCUCCCGUCGCAUCAGCCACACUGAGUGGUGCACAGCAGUGGGCACAAGGAAAGAGGAAACCUCCAUGCUAGAACUUUGUCACCUCCGGUUCAUCACACAACGACAUCUGACGCCUCAAAGCCUGACACUCUUCCCACUGCCCAGCUCUGCCUGGAUCUGGGAGUCUGGCCCUGGGGACAUCUCAGGCAGUCGCCCUCUGCUCUCUGAGUGUGCGGCGAUGGAUUUCUCGUGGCCCCGUGUGCUGAGUGUUGAGCAGUGCCUGCUCUAGCCUGAGAGCGGACGGGCUGCGGGGAGUCAAGAUGACAACCGAACCUAUCAAAGAGAUCCUGGGCACCCCAAAGCACGCUGACCCCACAUCCACAGAGAAGAGUAACAACAAUGACUGUGUGAUAACCACCAUCCCCCUGGUCAGUGAAUGCCAGCUGACGGCCGCCACGGGGGGGGCAGAGCUCUCCUGUUACCGCUGCACCAUUCCCUUCGGAGUGGUCAUCCUCAUCGCCGGCGUCGUGGUCACUGCUGUGGCAUACAGCUUCAAUUCCCAUGGAUCGAUCAUCUCCGUGUUUGGAUUGGUGCUCUUGUCAUCAGGACUCCUCCUGCUGGCCUCCAGCGCCGUGUGCUGGAAGAUCAGGCAGCAAAACAAGAAAGCAAAGAGGCGCGAGAGCCAGACGGCGCUUGUGGCAAACCAGCGAACCCUGUUUGGCUGAAGGCAGCUGCCAGGCGUGGGCAGCAGCAGAGCCUCACCGCCAGCCCUCCUGUUUGCCAUAGGACAGACUGCAGCUUUUAAUUUAACGUUGGGAAUGAGCUGACACGGAAACGGAAUGGAUUAACAAAGGCUCUUAACAAGUCUGCAAGCGCUCUUAUUAUUUUUCUCACCGCAGAUGUAAUAGUGAUCCUUUCCAAGACAGAGGAAAAAAACAAUUUUCCUGCACAGAAAACUGUUUUCAUAACUGCAGUCGCCAGAAGUGCAUUCUCCAGUGUGCUGCUCGUGUUGGAAAGGGGACUCUGAGACCCAAGACCAUAAUUUGAACUGACUGGAAACGCCGGAGGUCUCCUCAAAUCCGCACUGUGACAUUUAACCAAGGGAGAACUCGUAGCAUUUGCAGUGGGUUACGGCCAGAUUCUGCAGCUGACACUGAUACUCAACAAAAAGAGCAAAAAAAAACAAAAGCAAUAGCAACCAAGCAAACUGCAGAUUGCUCAAUAAGCUGAUUCGUAUCUUUUAUGUAACUCUUUCCCCCUCCCAAUAUCCGUGGUACUUUCCCCCCUUUUUAAACCAACUAAUAUUAAUUUUGUCCUAUUAUUGAAUACAAAUAGGUAGAAAUGUGUAAUUGUAUUGUCUAACCUAAGUAACGAGGUAUGGUUAUAGCUUAAAACACAAAACUUUUUUUGUAAAUUAAAGUGGUCAGGUUUAGCACUUUUGAUUAUUUUGCUAUAAAAUUAAAUUUCAUUAAAAUAAUAUUCAGUGCUGCUAGA